This is a messenger RNA of Trichoplusia ni (cabbage looper), 1364 nucleotides long. RefSeq names its product zinc transporter ZIP1-like. NCBI's taxonomy places the organism in Eukaryota, Metazoa, Arthropoda, Insecta, Lepidoptera, Noctuidae. Gene Ontology annotation, biological process: zinc ion transmembrane transport. Gene Ontology annotation, molecular function: zinc ion transmembrane transporter activity. The record is from RefSeq and is a predicted model, not a curated record. The transcript is spliced from 5 exons. Bases 119 to 1123 code for a protein of 334 amino acids. Gene Ontology annotation, cellular component: plasma membrane.
CGCAGGAAGCUCAGUCGACUGAUCGUUGAUCAGACAGCGUCGCGUGCGCAACAUACUGUGCGACAACCGAUCGAAACAUUAACUGCGAGACAAAAAUAUUAUUUUAAAUUAAAUUAAAAUGAGUUUAAUAAUGGAUACAGCGGAGAUCGCAGCCGAGGCGCUGACGGCCAAAAUUGUAACGAUGGUGUGCCUCUUCGCGAUAUCCAUGUUGGUAGGAUGUCUGCCGAUGCUGAUAUCCUUAAAGUACGACUGGUUCAAGCCGAGUGAUUCCGACCUUCGCUCCACCAACCAGCUGGUGAUGGGGCUACUGGCCUUCGGAGGAGGUGUACUCUUCGCCACCACCUUCAUGCACUUACUACCCGAAGUUGAUGAAAACAUUGAAUUAUUGCAAGAAUCUGGCGAACUCCCAGAGAUACCGCUUUUUCUCGCCGGACUGAUCAUGUGUGGAGGUUUCUUCAUGAUGUACUUAAUAGAGGAGCUGGUGCACCUCUAUAUCAACAGCCGGGAGACCAAGAAGGCUGACAACGAGACCGCUAAACCUUUUACAUUAAGGAAAGACUCUGCCUCAAUACCAGCUGUAGAAGCUGCUGACUCCAGUCACCCUAAGGAACUGGAGAGUGGUACCAAGCAUGCUGGGCAUAGCCAUCUGCCUGUAGAAGCAGAAGAUGGUGUGGUGUCUGCAUUGCGAGGACUUCUCAUCGUACUGGCUCUAUCAAUUCAUGAGCUCUUUGAGGGUCUCGCAGUUGGGUUGGAGUCGUCUAUAGGAAACGUGUGGUACAUGUUCGGUGCGGUAUCAGCACACAAGUACAUCAUCGCGUUCUGUAUCGGCGUGGAGCUGCUGGCGUCGGGCACCAAGAGGUGGCUGUCCUUGGUCUACAUCUUCACCUUCUCAUUCAUGUCAGCUCUGGGCAUUGGGGUCGGCAUCCUACUGGUCGGCGGCGCGGGCGCAGCUGACGCAGGGUUGUAUUCAGUUAUAUUACAGGGUCUAGCGUGUGGUACGCUGGUGUAUGUGGUGUUCUUCGAGGUCUGGAAGCGCAGCAGCGGUCUGCUUCAGUUCGUGUGCUCACUGCUGGGCUUUGCCAUCAUGGUGACGCUUGAAUUCAUCGUUGAGAUUGCAAUUUGAAGAGGAUAUGACGACAUUGUGACUGGAACGAAAUGGAAUUAACCAAAAUUGUAAUUGUCAAGUACAAUGCAGAAAUAAACUGCAUCACGUUAUCUCCCAAUUAAUAUAACAUUUAACAUGUAAAUUAGGUGAAUAAUUAAUAUGAAAUAGUUUCAUUCUAGACCAGUGAGUUUAAAUGAACCAAACAUUGCGAAAAAACAAUACAGCAAAAAUGAGUUUGUGUUCCACAGUUUUAAUUAAG